Molecule: messenger RNA, 1083 nt
Organism: Lodderomyces margitis
Lineage: Eukaryota; Fungi; Ascomycota; Pichiomycetes; Serinales; Debaryomycetaceae
Exons: 1
Coding region: 1-1083 (360 amino acids)
Source: RefSeq, a predicted model, not a curated record
AUGUGCAAUAGAAACAAUAAAAACUCAUCUUAUUUUCAGGAGUCUUCAGACAAGCCUCACUUGGAAUCAGGUAAUUCCGUUGAUGACUUCGACAAGUGUGUUGAGAGCUUUGACAAGAUUGUUACAAAUCUCGGAUCUUUGACAAAUGCUAUAGUUGAUGUGUCAAUUGAUGCUGGUAGGGAAUUGAAUGACAAGGCAAGGGAGUGGUCAUUUAACUGGUUGUUCAAUCCAAAGAAAACAUGUGAUGACGACUACUACAAUUAUGAGGAUCGCAAGCCACAUUUUUUCAACUUUCCUCCAUUUUACCAAACUAGAGACGCAGACUUAAACUCAAGUCAAGCAGAGUCGAAUGGUUGGUGGGGUAACAAUGGCCGCUUUGGAUACAAUUUUCCCUUCAAAUUUGGAAAUACCCCCUUUGGUUAUCGUGCUUAUAAGGGCCCAUCAACUAGACAAUACCAUGAUUGUUUAGAUAAGAGAGGACAAUCUUUGUGGGACGAGCAAGGAUACUGGAGGUGUUUAUUCCCAGAAGCUGAAGUGCCAGUAGACGUGUUGGACUUCAAAAGAAAGUACUUUGCCGAUUCAGUUGUGUCAAAGGAGGAUUUUUUCAAGUACAUGAAUGAACUUGGAGCCAGUGAACAGAACAAAGUUAUUGACUUGAAAGAGAAAGGCAAGUUCUUCAACACGUAUGAGGAUUACUUGGCAUGGAGACAAGACAAGUAUUCCGAGUUCAAAAAGCGAAAAGACGAUGAAGCUAAGGCAAGAGCAACCGCAAGAUCACAAGUGUUGGAGCUGGUGAAACAAAAGCACUCUGAGGCUGCUGCUGCUGCCGCAGUUGGUAUUGAUGAUAACGACAAGUAUGUCACUUCGACAUCGGUCAAGUCCAACGUAUUCACUGACUUAGAUACAAACGAAGUAAAGUAUGUUGAAACUAAACAGGAGUGUUUCAGUGAUGGUAAUUGUGUAGUCACAAAGAUCACAAAGCUGAAGCCAAUCGGGACUACCGACUGGGCCAACGUGGAAGAGCAUACAGAAAGCUCUUCUGACUCUGGAAAUAACGCCAAUAAAGGCUGGUUUUGGAAAUAG